This is a messenger RNA of Aspergillus luchuensis, 1587 nucleotides long. RefSeq names its product putative MFS quinate transporter. The coding region runs from base 1 to 1587 and encodes 528 amino acids. Gene Ontology annotation, molecular function: carbohydrate:proton symporter activity. Gene Ontology annotation, cellular component: membrane. The transcript is spliced from 4 exons. Gene Ontology annotation, biological process: carbohydrate transport; transmembrane transport. The record is from RefSeq and is a predicted model, not a curated record. NCBI's taxonomy places the organism in Eukaryota, Fungi, Ascomycota, Eurotiomycetes, Eurotiales, Aspergillaceae.
AUGGGAUGGAAGGCGAUUGACUGGUCUCGGUGGACCACAAAUCCCUAUUAUGCCUUAGUGAUCUUUAUUAUAGCCUGUGGCAGCAUUCCUAAAGGUUACGAUGAGGGUGGCUACAGUGCCAGCGUCAAGCUCGAGUCGUUCAUGGUCGACUUCAACCUCCUGUCCUCUAACUGGACUAACGAUGCCACUGGCCUUGCCAACCGCAAGGCGAACAUAACCUCCUUCAAUGUAUUGGGUGCUGCGUUUGGUGCGCUGUUCUCGCUGGACCUGAACGAUCGCUUGGGUCGAGUACGGACAUGGCAACUGUCUGUUUUGGUCUGGGGAUCGGGCCUUUUCAUCCAAGUCUUCUCCUCCGGCAUCUAUGGUCUAUUACUGUUUGCUAGAAUUUGGAGUGGCUUGGGCGCCGGUGCCUUAACGGUGACUACGCCCUUGUACCUGUCAGAGAUCGCGCCGGCAAGGACUAGAGGCUUGGUAGUCAGCGUUUAUAUGGUGGUUUUGCUCACCAUCCUCACUGUGGGGUUCUUUGUCAACUAUGGGGCUGACCUGCAUAUGGCCCCUACCCGGGAACAAUAUCGCCUGGUCCAGUCGAUUCCACUAAUCCCUACGGGCUUGGCUUUCUUUGCUUCCUUCAUUGUACCUGAGACACCUCGUUAUCUGGUGUCCAAGCAGCGGCCCGAGGAGGCGCGAGCUGUACUAGCUCGGUUCCGUGGGAAAGACAUCUCCGAUCCCGAGGUUGAUGAAGAAUUUAGUACAAUCGAAGCUCAAGUGCGCGCCAAGGCAGCAGACUUGGCGUCUGUCAGUCACUGGCAAGCUUUCAAGGAGUCCCAGUUAAACCCCAAUUAUCGGCAGCGGUUCUGGCUCCUCAUGACCAUGCAAACCAUCGCCCAGUGGACCGGAGGAAACGGUAUCACUUAUUACAUCUCUAAUAUCUUCCAGUAUGCUGGCAUCACUGGAAACGCCGAAUCUCUCAUCUCCUCAGGUGCAUAUGGCAUUGUCAAGGUUGUCUUCACACUGGCGUUUACUUGGGUUUUCAUUGAUCUCCUUGGCCGACGUCGCUGCGCGUUGACCGGACUUAGUCUCCAGCUGGCUGCUCACAUCUACAUGGGCGCUUACAUGGGUCUGCAACCGGGCGCCGCUAAAAACGAGAACGCUUCCAAUGCCGCCAUUGCAUCCGUCUUUAUCUAUGCCGUUGGCUGGUCCAUCGGUCUCUGCACCAUUCCGUACCUGUAUGGUACAGAAAUCUUCCCCACUCGCAUACGUAACGUGAGCUACGCUCUCAGCAUGACUUUGCAUUGGUUCUUCCAAUUCGCUGUCGUUCGGGUCACACCCAACAUGUUCGUUUCCCUUAACGUCUGGGGUGCGUACCUAUUCUGGGCCAUCAUCUGCUUUCUGGGCAUCAUUAUCCUCGGUAUUUGGAUGCCCGAGACCAAAGGUGUUCCCAUGGAGCGCAUGGGCGAUCUCUUCGAUUGCCCUUGGUACCUUCGCUGGCGUGCGAAGCCGAAGGAUGUCGCGUCUUCUUCGGCCUCCACUGCCGGUGAGGGCAGCGUCGAUGCCAAGCAAGUGGACAGCAAAAGUGUGCCUCUGUAG